AUGACCAAUUCUUCGUCCUUCGAAGGAUGUAUGGACAUCAAUGCCGACCUCGGUCCGUUUCAGUACUACACAUGGGGCAUCACGUCAAAUAUUAUUGCUGUUUCCGGCAUCCUCCUCAAUAUUCUCGCUAUAACAGUCCUGAGCCAACCGAGAAUGAGAUCCUCAACGGCAAUAUACCUUAUCUCCCUCGCAGUCUACGACAACAUCGUUCUUCUCUCGAUGAUUGUAAAUUUCGCCAUUCCGACUUUGGAGGUUGAUGCAUACUUUCUGGAUAUGUAUUUCUUCGUCUACAACUACAUCCAACCAAUUGCCUAUCCGAUCGCACUAAUUGCUCAGACGGGUACCAUUUAUACAACAGUUGGCUUCACUGUCGAGAGGUACGUCGCCGUGUGCCGACCCUUGCAGGCGGCUAAUAUAUGUACAACGUCGCGUUCGAAAAAGGCUGUCUUUUGCAUCUUCCUUGGCUCAGUUAUUUACAACAUCCCGCGUAUGUUUGAAUAUGAGACGGUGCUCGAGUGGGACGACCAGGUGAACAAGACACAGCCUAUCUACCGAGCGACAGAGUUGGGUCAGAAUAAGAUCUACAAAGAGGUCUAUUUUAUCUAUCUGAAUUUGCUAAUCAUGUUCUUCUUGCCUUUUACGCUGCUCGCUUACGUAAAUACCUGCCUCAUCAAUGCCAUUCGCACCUCCAGAGCUUCUAGGGUACAAAUGAGCUCAUCGGCCGUCAAGGAAAACAAUAUGACACUAAUGCUUGUUUCUGUUGUGGUCGUCUUCCUUGUGUGUCAGCUUCCGUCCAUCGCAGACAACAUCCUGUGGACGGCCUUGAACAGCUAUCAGCAGAGAUGCAACGCCACCUAUAUCAAAUUCACUACGAUCAGUAAUCUCAUGGUCAUUUUCAACUCGGCCUGUAACUUUGUACUUUACUGCCUGUUCGGCAAGAAAUUCAGGCGAGUCUUUUGCAAAGUAUUCUGCAGUCGUCUCAAGAGGUCAACUGUACGGUACCAAUUUCGGCCCGAAUCGGCCACGCUCGUAUGUCAUAUACGGGACAGUACAACAAAACUCUACCAUGUUAAAGGCAACCAUGAAAUGGAGAGCACAUCUGUCUAA
Messenger RNA from Acanthosepion pharaonis, 1107 nucleotides. NCBI's taxonomy places the organism in Eukaryota, Metazoa, Mollusca, Cephalopoda, Sepiida, Sepiidae. The record is from the annotation of a GenBank genome assembly.